AUGUAUACAUGUACUCUCCACAUCGGCAAUAAGCGCCAUUCAUCGUGGUCCAUGCGACCCUGGGUACUCCUCAAAGCCCCGGAUAUUCACUUCAGCGAGCAGCUCCACCUCUUCAUAUCCAACCUCGCUCAACCCCAAUUCGGCGCGUCGUCGAAAACCAUCCCGAGGCCGAAGACUUUCGCUCGCUGCGCAGCCUCAGAGAUGCGCCCUGGUCUCAGCGCCAUCCGCGAGGAGUGGUCCAUGAACGUCGCCCUCCGCAUCGGCCCGGGACCUCAGCUCAGCGACGUCUUCCGGAGAGAAACUAGACGCCUUGACGUGCUUUUCGCCCAGGCUAUUGACAGCUUCGGUGGUCCCUGGCUCGCCGGUGCCCACUUCACCUUCUUAGACGCCUUUUUUGCACCUGCUGCUUACUGUAUUAAGACGUACGGCAUCGAGCUCGAGGGUUCCGCCACCGAGUACAUGGAUCAUCGGCUUCAUUACUCUACUGUUCGGGCUUGGGUGGAGGAUGGUGUCCGUCGGAAGUCCCAUCCCACGAAGGGAACUGCAGGAAGGGACGCACUGUUAUGGAGAGUCCUUCUAAACAACAUACCCCCCAGCCACACACUACCAACAUUGCUGUCAACAUCAAUACUACCUCCCCACACCGUCAUCCUCCCCAACGAUCAUCAACCAACAUCAACACCCAACUGGAGCUUCAUCACCAGAAUGUCCGAACAAGGUUUCGCGCGAAGUCUGCGCGACAUAACCGCCUACCUGGUCAUCAUAGUCUCUAUAUCUACAGCCGGUUCCUUGCAAUAUGGCUUUCACAUGGCCGAGCUCAACGCCCCCCAAGAUGUCAUCACCUGUCGCAAAAAGUCCAUCUGGUCCACGGGUUUUGGCACCCUACCGCAGUGCAUUCCCAUGGAUGAGGCCGCCUUUGCCACCGUCUCAUCCAUGUUCACUCUGGGAGGUCUGCUGGGCGCCCUGGGUGCCGGUCCGUUCUCAUCCCGGAAUGGCCGUCUAGCGUCUAUGCGCUUAGCCUCACUCUUCUACAUCAUGGGGUCUGCCGUCGAGACGUUCUCGCCGUCGGCUACACCCAUGGCCGUUGGGCGUUUCGCCGCUGGUGCUGCAGCCGGUGCGUCGACCGUCAUUGUGCCACUUUACAUUAGCGAGAUUGCCCCGCCAGAUAUGAGGGGUCUAUUUGGUUUCAUGACGCAGGUUUCCAUCAAUGUUGGUAUUCUGAUUGCCCAGUCGCUCGGAUACUUUCUCAGCCACGGCAGCUCCUGGAGGUGGAUACUGGGUAUAGGCGCGUGCCUUGCGUCUGCUCAGUCGCUCGGUACACUGGUCAUCCCCGAGAGUCCUGCUUGGCUUGCGGCAAAUGGAAGCGUGACUGCAGCCAAGAAGGUGCUACAGAGAAUCCGUGGCGGUAGCGUUGAUAUCAAAGAUGAGGUUCGGGACUGGUCCCCCUCUCCGGAGGAAUCUGGGGAGGAACAGGGUCUCCUAUCGCCACCAGAGGAAGAGAUAGCUCACCAGCGGACUAUCCACAUGGGAUUCAUUGACGUAGUCCGGGAUCCUAGGUGCCGGCCUGCCAUUGUGGCCGUCGUGGGCGUCAUGUUUGCUCAGCAGUUUUGCGGCAUCAACUCCAUCAUCAUGUACUCAGUGUCGCUGCUAGCGAAUCUGCUGCCCAUCUCGUCAGCCCUGCUGACGAUCAUCAUCUCAGCCGUCAACCUGGCGACGACGCUCGCCUGCUCCCCUCUGCCCGACCGCCUAGGCCGCAAGACGUGCCUCAUGCUGUCCAUUAUUGGACAAGGGUUCAGCUCCUUCAUCCUCGCCCUGUCCAUUGUCUCCGGCAUCAAAGUUCUCUCUGCUAUAUCGGUGCUCUUCUUUGUCGGCUUCUUCGCCGUCGGCCUAGGACCCGUGCCCUUUAUCCUCGCUUCGGAACUCGUACCCCAAGAGGCGGUGGGCGCAACGCAGAGCUGGUGUCUGGGUGCAAACUACGUGGCUACUUUCAUUGUCGCGCAGUUUUUCCCCAUCAUCAAUACGGAGCUUAACAACACCCUGGGUGGACAGGGAUGGGUGUAUUUUUUGUUCGCCAUCAUGGCUGCUAUCUCAGCCAUCUUUGUCCUUUCCGCAGUGCCGGAGACCAAGGGCAAGGGGAGCGUGGAUGACGUAUGGGGUCGAGAAGAGUCUGGCUAG
Geosmithia morbida is the source of this 2175-nucleotide messenger RNA. RefSeq names its product Sugar (and other) transporter. Gene Ontology annotation, molecular function: hexose transmembrane transporter activity. The coding region runs from base 1 to 2175 and encodes 724 amino acids. Gene Ontology annotation, biological process: monosaccharide transmembrane transport. Lineage: Eukaryota; Fungi; Ascomycota; Sordariomycetes; Hypocreales; Bionectriaceae. The record is from RefSeq and is a predicted model, not a curated record. Gene Ontology annotation, cellular component: membrane. The transcript has 3 exons.